AUGGCUGCUUUUGGCGGGAGUCCUGCUCAGGCUGAAAUUGUAGACUUUAAAAUCCCGACUGCAAAUAAUAAAACUCUUUUUGUCUGUAACAUUCUUCCCAGAGAGUCCGAGGCUGAAAUUUAUGACUGCAUUUUCAGAGCGUUUUCUGAUUUUGGACUCCUGUACUCGGUGCGGGUUUGCAGGAAUGCUGCUGUAGCUGAACCAGGUUAUUAUGCCAUUGUCAAAUUCUAUUCAGCAUUCAGUGCUGCCAAAGCGCAAAGUGACACAAAUAAGAAGUGUUUAUUCCAAAGAAUUCCUUUGAAGGUUCAAAUGUGCACAAAGCGACAGUCUAUGAAAACUUCCCAAGAGAACCAACUUCCUCUAAAUAGCAUCAAAUGCCAGGAAUUGGCCAAUUACUACCUUGGUUUUAAUGGAUGGUGCAGUCGCAUAAUUGCACUCCAGAAUAUUUCUAAUUCAGAUGGAUGUGAAGAAAAUACCCAGGAACUAGUGCAGCUGGAGAGAAAAAGCAUAAAGUAUAUUUGCAUGAUGGAAAUAAAAUUGAUAAAUUAUGGCAUGUGUUGUAAAGGUAUUGGGAUUGCUGAAGAAUUUGACCAAGAUGUAACAGAUCCACUCAAUUUUACCUUGAAAGUUGGAAGGGCUCAAAAGGCUGCUACACAGAAAGCUUUAUCAGAUGCAUUUCAGAAGAUCUUCAUUGUUGUCCUGGGGAAUGGGAAGGUGUCUCUGCAAUGGAGUUCAGAACACAAUGAAACUGACUGUUUCACAGAGGAUGAACUUCAAACACAACUGCAGGUAAAUGACAUUUCACGGAGUCAGUUUGAACAUGAGGGACAAGAAGAAAUUCUUUCUGAUUUGAGUUUUACUACAGAAAGUAUGGAAGGCACGGAGACGUGAAGGCACUAAAACCUUCAAGAACUUCUGACAUCUUUUGAGGACAAAUGCAUGACGUAAACAUUGUGUUAACUUUGUUAAAUCUCAGCUAGGAAAUUGCUUUUGAAAAAUUGGAAGCACACAUUGUCAUUAAUGAUCUGACAAUUUACUUUAAUAAUUACACUGAAGAUAUUAAGUCUACAAAGAAUGUAGAAAAUACUGCCAAGGUAACCAUCAUUGUAUUCCUGCAAUAUGCCAGUGGUUUUAAAGAUUUUUUUUCCACAGCAGUAUAUUUGCACAAGUUGAUUCCCCAUGUGGAAUGUUGGUUAGUUGAGUUGAUUAACUGGUGAGACAUAGGUCAGAUUAGUACCAACAUUGCACAGAAUGGGGUUUGUUCCCCUUUCUGGCUGAGUUAGAUUAGGGUCCAGCUUCUCACCUUCUCCAUAAUAAACGUUCUGGCACUUUAGUAAUCAUUUGUUGAAUAACAACAAGGACCUGCCUUUGCAUAGAGGACUCAAGAAGAUGGAGAUUCUGUAUGU
This is a messenger RNA of Hemiscyllium ocellatum (epaulette shark), 1406 nucleotides long. It is a transcript of the gene rdm1, whose product is annotated as RAD52 motif containing 1. Gene Ontology annotation, molecular function: RNA binding. NCBI's taxonomy places the organism in Eukaryota, Metazoa, Chordata, Chondrichthyes, Orectolobiformes, Hemiscylliidae. The transcript has 7 exons. Gene Ontology annotation, cellular component: nucleolus. The record is from RefSeq and is a predicted model, not a curated record. The coding region runs from base 1 to 891 and encodes 296 amino acids.